Botrytis porri is the source of this 846-nucleotide messenger RNA. RefSeq lists its product as uncharacterized. The record is from RefSeq and is a predicted model, not a curated record. NCBI's taxonomy places the organism in Eukaryota, Fungi, Ascomycota, Leotiomycetes, Helotiales, Sclerotiniaceae. Bases 1 to 846 code for a protein of 281 amino acids. The transcript has 2 exons.
AUGGCGAAUUCUACUUCAGUCAACCAAGCAACCCCGCUAUACAACUGUGAAAAAUGUUUUAAGACAUUUACAGCGAAUCACAAUCUUAAUAUUCAUACUCGGACAGUGCACAAGGAGUUAGAGAGAUGCCCGCUCUGCAACAGUGUGGUCAAAAAUCUGGUACAACAUAAUACUAGAUGUCACGCAGAUAUCAGCAAGGGAAGAAGACAGUGUCAAUACUGCUCUAAAUGGCUCAUACGUAUUUGCGUGCAUAAAUGCUCUCGGCAAAGCCAACAGAGCUCAUAUGUAUCUACAGCUCGAGUGCCGCUCUGCAUUGCGGAAGAUCUUGAGCCGUUGCAAGUUUCUUCAUCAACAACUUCCCAAAACUACCUUCCGAGCACUCCCAUCAUAUCUCCACAGCAUUCAACGAGCAGAUCAGUCUCUUUGCUGUCUUUGAACAACACUGAUUCGACACAUCAGAUCUCAUCUUUCGAACUGCCUCGCAAUGACGACGAGUCGCCAUCUAAUUGGGAACGCCUAGACUUUUUGAUGGAUAUGAUGGUACCGUUGGACCCAACAAAAGGCUCGCCUGGGCUGGUAGCGACUUAUCCCGAUGGUAUUCAUGACACCAUAUCGAUAUCUCCGAGUUUGAUACCACACAGCUGGGGGUUUCCGUCAACCUCUUCGUCUCAAGGAACGUUUAAUAUAGAUUUAACAGAGUACGAUAUUCCGGUGCCUAGUACUGAGUCUUGCGAUGCAGAUCAUCCAUCUGCCGAAGACCCAACAAUUACUGGGUACGGGUUUGAUUGGAUGACGUGGGAGGAGUACACGAGUUGCAAUUUUAAUACACUAGAGCAGUGGUUAUGA